CCGCAAGGCUCGGGUAGGCUCCGGAUCUCGCCGAGCCAUUUCGGCCGCCAAGUGUGGGGAUGAAAGUGGCCUCGGGCUCGGUGCCGACAAAUCAGGCCUGCAGGGAGGGGAGGAGAGAGAAGGGGAGCGGCCAGCUCACUGGCCUACGGGCACCUCCACCCGCACCCCCGCCGGCCCUCCUCUUCCCCGCCCCGCGUGCACCGCCGCGUCCCGGAGCGCCGCAGUCCGGCCGAGCGAAGAGAGCUUGGAGUAGGGGGCCGUGAGCGCCCCCGCCAGAGUGGCCUGGCUGCAGGUGGCAAGGAAGCCGCCGCAACGCCUCUGCGAGGAAGGACGUGCCAGCCGAAGCAGCCUCUGGCAGAGAGACGCGACGCGCGUGGGAUUGCGGAGCACCGGAGGGAGGCUGAGGGUGCGGGCGUCGCGGGAUCCUUGAAGACGGCCGCUGCACCUCCCGCCAUCCCGGAACGCACGCGGCCGCCGGGGCUGCGGGACCGAGGACCGCGCCGCCCGGAGGCCGCCCGAGCGCGGGCCUCUCUGCCCCGCCGUCCAGCGCCCCCUGGCCCGCUGCCGCCGCCAGCCCGCCUGCUCUUCCUGGAGUCCGGGACAUGAACGGCUACGGCUCCCCCUACCUGUACAUGGGCGGCCCGGUGUCGCAGCCGCCGCGGGCGCCCCUGCAGCGCACGCCCAAGUGCGCGCGUUGCCGCAACCACGGCGUGCUGUCCUGGCUCAAGGGCCACAAGCGCUACUGCCGCUUCAAGGACUGCACCUGUGAGAAGUGCAUCCUCAUCAUCGAGCGGCAGCGGGUCAUGGCAGCGCAGGUGGCGCUGCGCAGGCAGCAGGCCAACGAGAGCCUCGAGAGCCUCAUCCCGGACUCCCUGCGCGCCCUGCCGGGACCCCCGCCGCCGGGGGACGCCGCCGCCGCCCCGCAGCCGCCGCCGACCUCGCAGCCUUCUCAGCCGCCGCCGCCGCCGCCGCCGCCGCGCCCCGCAGCCGAGUUGGCUGCGGCCGCCGCGCUGCGCUGGGCCGCCGAGUCCCAGCCCGGGACGUUGCAGGCGCCCCUCGCCAAGCCAGAUCUGACUGAAGAACGACUGGGGGACAGCAGCUCGGCUGAUAACACAGAGACCUUCAGUGACAAAGACGCCGACCAGAGGAGCUCCCCGGAUGUGGCCAAAAGUAAGGGCUGCUUCACCCCCGAGAGCCCCGAGAUCGUGUCGGUGGACGAAGGCGGCUACGCGGUCCAGAAAAACGGCGGGAACCCGGAGAGCCGCCCCGACAGCCCCAAGUACCACGCGGAGCAGAACCACCUGCUGAUCGAGGGCCCCUCGGGGACCGUGUCCCUGCCCUUCAGCCUGAAAGCCAACAGACCGCCCCUGGAAGUGUUAAAAAAAAUAUUCCCCAACCAGAAGCCGACGGUGCUGGAGCUGAUCCUGAAGGGCUGCGGGGGCGACCUGGUGAGCGCCGUGGAGGUCCUUCUGUCCAGCCGCUCUUCUGUCUCCGCGGCGGCAGACAGAACUGCGGCCGAGCCCGAGGGGCUGGUGCUGCCCUCCAACGGCCACAUCUUCGAACACAGCCUGAGCUCCUACCCCAUCUCCUCGUCCAAGUGGUCCGUGGGCUCGGCCUUCAGGGUCCCGGACACGCUGAGGUUUUCCGCCGACUCCAGUAACGUUGUCCCCAACCCCUUGGCGGUCCCCCUGCAGCACCCCUUCCCCCAGCCGCCCCGCUACCCGCUGAUGCUGAGGAAUACCUUGGCGAGGAACCAGUCCAGCCCCUUUUUGCCCAACGACGUCACCCUGUGGAACACGAUGACGCUGCAGCAGCAGUACCAGCUGAGGUCCCAGUACGUGGGCCCCUUCCCCACUAACUCAGCCGGCGUCUUCCGGAGCUCGCCUGUCCUCCCCGCGCGCGCCCCCGAGGACCCCCGCAUCUCCAUCCCCGACGACGGCUGUCCAAUCGUGGCCAAGCAGUCCAUCUACACCGAGGACGACUACGACGAGCGGUCCGACUCCUCGGACUCCAGGAUACUCAACACAUCCUCUUAAAGGGCUUACCUGCCGGGUGGGGACCAGGUGACGUUUUCUGUGCAUCUGCCCCUCCCCCACACCCCCCUCCCCCUCGCGAGGAGAGGUCACGACCUGUGUAUACCCCCCUUUCCUUCUGUUUCACAAAGUGACUGUGCUUGAUUCUAUACCUUGGCAAUAAAAAAACAAACAAACAAACACAUAACUUAUUUAAUUUCUUGCACUUCAUUGGAAAAUGCCAAAUAGCUCUACUCUGUGGCUUUAGUGCUGAAUGUGUAUUGUAAAAGAGAGUCUGAUGCUAAGAAUAGUCUUGGGAGAAGCCGGGUCCACUGGAAGAUGUUAUUUGGGGAUGUAAGGCUGAAGGUCAGCCUCCUUCCUCAACUCAACCCGGAAUGUCCGAUAAAAUAGUAUACUUGAAUGCAGUUUUGUGAAAGAGGAUUCCUCAGGAUAUGUAAAGCCUCAAGGAAAUGGUUUAGUUGCAAAUGGACUCGGAACAGGGACCUUAUAUUCUUAUGCUAAAAAUCCUUCUUGCAUAUUUGAGAGAGACUGCACUUGAGAAUAGAGUGAACUGCUCACAUGCUUAUUUAAGCUUGGACGGUUUUCAGAGACAAACUCCAUUAAGAAUUAAUUCUUUUCACAUGGCUGAAUUGACACAUGCGUCAUGUCGAUGUAAACCCAAAUCACAGCUGUGAACUGCAUGAAAUGUAUUGUGAAAUGAACACAAGAUAAAGCUUUGUCAGGUUAUUGUAGCAUGCUGAGGGCUCUAGAAAAAAAAAAAUAAACUAAGGAGAUGA
Leopardus geoffroyi (Geoffroy's cat) is the source of this 2809-nucleotide messenger RNA. RefSeq names its product doublesex and mab-3 related transcription factor 3 (gene DMRT3). Gene Ontology annotation, biological process: regulation of transcription by RNA polymerase II; male sex differentiation. NCBI's taxonomy places the organism in Eukaryota, Metazoa, Chordata, Mammalia, Carnivora, Felidae. Gene Ontology annotation, cellular component: nucleus. Gene Ontology annotation, molecular function: DNA-binding transcription factor activity, RNA polymerase II-specific; protein binding; RNA polymerase II cis-regulatory region sequence-specific DNA binding. Bases 603 to 2036 code for a protein of 477 amino acids. The record is from RefSeq and is a predicted model, not a curated record. The transcript has 3 exons.